This is a messenger RNA of Olea europaea var. sylvestris, 1116 nucleotides long. RefSeq names its product protein FAR1-RELATED SEQUENCE 5-like. The record is from RefSeq and is a predicted model, not a curated record. The transcript has 3 exons. Gene Ontology annotation, molecular function: zinc ion binding. Bases 1 to 1116 code for a protein of 371 amino acids. Gene Ontology annotation, biological process: regulation of DNA-templated transcription. Lineage: Eukaryota; Viridiplantae; Streptophyta; Magnoliopsida; Lamiales; Oleaceae.
AUGCAAGUACAAUGCUCGGGUUUUUACUUCAGUAUUGAUGUGGACGAUGAGUCUCGCCUGAAAAAUGUGUUUUGGUUCGAUAAUAGGUGUAGACAAGCUUACAUGGAGUUUGGUGACGUAGUCACAUUUGACACCACUUAUCUAACAAAUAAGUAUGACAUGCCGUUCGUGCCCUUCGUUGGUGUGAAUCAUCACGGUCAAUCAAUAUUGUUCGGUUGUGGGUUGUUAUCAAACGAGGACACAGAUACCUUUGUCUGGCUAUUUAGGACGUGGCUUCAGUGUAUGCAUGGUAGAGCCCCCUGUGGAAUAAUUACUGAUCAAGAUAGGACUAUGCAAAAUGCUAUUGAGAUCGUGUUCCCAGAUACCAGACAGAAUAUAGAAGAAUUUGAAUCAACGUGGAAACAGAUGAUCGAGAAAUAUGACUUGAUGGAUAACGAAUGGUUGUCGGGGUUGUAUGUUAAUAGAACUCGUUGGGUUCCCUACUUUUUGAAAACCACGUUUUGGGUAGGGAUGUCCACAACUCAACACAGCGAGAGUAUGAAUGCAUUCUUCGAUGGUUAUGUCCAUUCCAAGACCUCGCUGAAGCAAUUUGUAGAACUAUACGAACGAGCGCUCAGGGAUAAGGUUGAAAAGGAGUUUCAGGCGAAUUUUAGGUCAUACUCACAAACUAUACCGUGUGCAACAAACUACGAAAUCGAAAAGCAUUUUCAGUCGGUUUAUACCAUUUCUAAGUUCAGGGAAGUCCACAAUGAAUUCAAGGGUAAGGUAUACUAUGAUCUCAUAUCUACUUCUGAGGGACCUCAUGAGACCACGUAUGCGGUGUGUGAGGAUGUCCUUUACGGUGAGCAGAGGAAGAAGAAAAUGUUCUCUGUCUCAUUCCAAAAAGAGACAGCUGACUUCAUAUGCAGUUGUCAUUUCUUUGAGUUCCGAGAUAUUGUUUGCAAACAUGCGAUCGCGUUGAGGUACGAUAGUAUGUGCAAAGCUUUUGCAGAGGUAGCUGACCUUGUUGCAGAGGACGAGGGCCGGGCACGUGCGAUAUUAGACUGGAUAAAAUUGCAAGCAAAAGAGCUUAUGACAAGAAAUUCCUGUGAUGCAAGGAAUAGCGUGAUGCAAUAG